This is a messenger RNA of Colletotrichum siamense, 960 nucleotides long. RefSeq names its product Secondary metabolism regulator LAE1. The coding region runs from base 1 to 960 and encodes 319 amino acids. The transcript has 7 exons. Lineage: Eukaryota; Fungi; Ascomycota; Sordariomycetes; Glomerellales; Glomerellaceae. Gene Ontology annotation, molecular function: methyltransferase activity. The record is from RefSeq and is a predicted model, not a curated record.
AUGGCGGCGCUUCAGGCUGACGUUGUAGAGCCCGACGACUUCAACGAUAUCGACUCAGCCGUGGGCGAUACCAAUGACGGGACCUCGACGACGGCGAGCUUGAACAGCUCCAUUCUCGACUAUCGCAAGGAGAACGGCCGCACCUAUCACAGGUUCCGAGAUGGAAAGUACCACUUCCCCAAUGAUGAGGAAGAGAACGAGCGACUAGACCUUCAACAUCACAUCUUCUACCUCUCCUUUGACGGUCUGCUCGGCCUGUCCCCGCCCAACAAAGCCGACGCCAAUCCGGGCCGUGUUCUUGACUUGGGAACGGGAACGGGUAUCUGGGCUAUGGACUACGGCGACGAGCAUCCAGGCUCGGAGGUCAUUGGUGUGGAUCUCUCUCCGACACAGCCGAAGUUCGUCCCGCCAAACGUCAAGUUCGAGAUCGACGACAUCGAAGACAGCUGGACCUACUCCCGCCCUUUUGACUACAUCCACUCCCGGAUGAUGAACUCAUCCAUCUCGAAAUGGGAAGAAUACCUGCGCCAAUGUUAUGAAAACCUCAACCCAGGCGGCUACCUCGAGCUCCAGGAAUUCGGCCUUCCCCUCUCCGACGACGGCACCCUGACCCCGGACCACGCGCUCCACAAGUCGAUGGCCCUGCUGGGCGAGGCCGCCGCCAAGAUGGACCACGCCUUCAUCGAGCUCAGCACGCUCAAGCCCAUGAUGGAGGCCGCGGGUUUUGUGGAUAUCGCCGAGAUCUGCUUCAAGUGGCCCAGCAACACCUGGCCGCGCCACGCAAAGUUCAAGGAGCUCGGCGCGUGGAACUACGACAACAUCACCACCGGGCUGCAGGGGUUCCUGAUGGCGUUCCUGACGAGGGGCCUCGCGUGGAAGGCGGAUGAGGUGAAUGUGCUCGCCGCGCAGACGAGGAAGGAUGUUGGAGAUCGGAGUAUCCAUGCGUACUGGCCCAUGUGA